Cyphellophora attinorum is the source of this 1917-nucleotide messenger RNA. Its product is annotated as Phototropin-1. The transcript is spliced from 2 exons. Lineage: Eukaryota; Fungi; Ascomycota; Eurotiomycetes; Chaetothyriales; Cyphellophoraceae. Gene Ontology annotation, cellular component: nucleus. The coding region runs from base 1 to 1917 and encodes 638 amino acids. The record is from RefSeq and is a predicted model, not a curated record.
AUGGACCCACCGGUCGUGCCAAUGACGCGCGCAAGGCUCACGCGCGACUUCACGUCUGAGGAGGACACUGCUUUGCCACAAGUAAAGCGCUAUCGCGACCCUAUACGGCGACAGCCUUCCGGUGAGCCACGUGGAUAUGAUGUUGAUGGAGUCUACGAAAGUCAUGCGCGCAACAUUACGCGAGACGACUCAAGGACCAAAGUUUUCACCUCUUCAUUCGAACCGACAAGAUCUGCACCGCUUACUCCAGAGAGAGGGCGGGUCGAACGUCUGGCCUCGCAUCAGAAGUACCAGGACAACACAUCCGAACACGCCCAAAAGCCCAAGGAGGAAGACCUCCAUAAGCUCGAUUUCAACCUGACUUCUCCCACAGAGGCGAAUUAUGAACCGUCUAUCACAUCAACAACGCGCUCUCACGCCACCGACACACCUUCUGCACUGACAAAUUCAUCUGGCUCGCGCCUUCCCGAUUUCUUCAGCAACGAGGUCUUCCAAGUCGUCCUACACAACCCGACCACAUCCCACCAGCUUCUCAAGUUCGCGCGGUCGCGCAUGUGCGCUGAGAACCUCGAAUUCCUUACCGCCGUCGACAAGUACCACACGCUCCUCAACGAUGUCGCCAGCACUCUAUUCUCUGUCCACAAAUCUUUCCUCAGCUCUCAGGCUCCAAGUCAGAUCAACCUCCCCGAGGGCAUCUCCACGAGGCUGCACCGCGAACUGAAGGCCAACCUUACCUCCAACCUCCCCAAACUCGAGUCCAUCUUCGUCGACUCCCAAUCCGAGAUCGAACACCUCGUCGCCAACGACAUCUACCCACGCUUCGUCCGUCACCAAGUGACCCUUUCAGCCACCCGUGCCCUUGCGACUGAGCAACGACGCAGCAAAUAUGCCGGUCUCGGCGACUGCUUCGUCCUCACAGACCCUGCAAAAGCCGACAAUCCGAUCGUGUACGCCUCAGACGGCUUCGUGAAGGUCACCGGCUAUACACGGAACGAGAUCAUCCCCCGGAACUGUCGGUUCUUGCAGGGCAGGCAAACGGAUCGGAAGGCGGUGAAGCGGCUGAGGGUUGCGAUUGACAAGAACGAGGAGACGGUCGAGUUAUUGUUGAAUGAGAGGAAGGACGGCGAGCCAUUUUGGAACUUGCUGCUUGUUGCGCCCCUGAGGGAUGCGAGGGGUAACGUGAUCUUCUUCUUGGGUGGGCAGAUCAAUUGUUCGACGACAGUACAUAGUCAGAGCGAUGUGCUGAAGGUGUUGGCUACGAACGAGGAAGAGACUGUGGAAGAGAAGACGCCGGCGGCGGUGUUGCUAGAAAAGGAGAAGGAGAAGAGUCGUGCCAGUCGGUUCUUUUCGAGCUUCCGCAGCCAGAGUCAGAAUGGCUUGAAGCCGAUGCCGGUGGCGGGUAUGGAAGGCAGUCUGCUGGGGAAGAUGGACGGCAUGGGCAUCAGGAGGCAGGCGGAGGAGUUCUACUCGGCUUAUUCAAAGUACUUGAUCAUCAACGCCUCCACCCUCCUCAUCGCCUUCCACUCCGCCGGCAUCCUCAACCUGCUCCUCUCUCCUUCGUCCACCAACGGCACUAGUAUCAACAACAAUCUCAACCAUCCCACUACCUCAAACCAGUCUUCGCACGCGCAUCAAAAUCGCCCGAUCCCUUCGCCUAUAGGAUCCAACAUCUUCACCUUCCUCGAGCAGUACACGCCCACGCGGUCCCUGCCAUCAGGCUUCAAGACUCGGGUAAAGGACGCCGUGAAAGGUGGUCGGCCAUUGAGCCUCGAGAUCGGACUGCUGACGCAAAGGUACCAGGGGUCAGAAAGGUUUGUGUGUCACUGGACUAUGCUGAAGGGUGGGGAGAAGAGUGAUGGCGCAGGAGAUGGGAAGGUAGAGUGGGUUGUUGUUUGUUUGGGUGGGAGGGAGACUUGA